AUGCGUGAAGUCGAUGAAAACAAACAAUUCAUAUGCUUUUACCGUUUUACGAGAUGCAUAGAUUCUCUCCCAUAGUCGAGUUUCUUCUUCAACGCCAAGUUUGCUCGCCUUCUUCUCAAUUCAAGUCUCGCUUUGACUUGAUCCACAGAAGCUUUCACGUUUCUAAAGCUCUCGAAGGUAAUUUCCGGACAAGUGGUUUAGUUUGUCUUGAGAAGAGCCACAACGAGCGUACGAAGAACUCCAAGUACGAUGCAUUCGCUAGUGAUGUCGAGAGAGCCUACAGGAUUUUGCGGAAAUUUCAUUCUAGGGUUCCGAAGUUGGAACUCGCGCUUGACGAAUCCGGUGUUGAACUCCGACCCGGGUUAAUCGAACGUGUUUUGAAUCGUUGUGGGGAUGCUGGGAAUCUAGGUUACAGAUUCUUCGUCUGGGCGGCGAAGCAACCUGGUUACUGUCACAGUAUCGAAGUGUAUAAAUCAAUGGUGAGAGUUCUAAGUAAGAUGCGUCAAUUUGGAGCCGUUUGGGGUUUAAUCCAAGAGAUGAGGAAGGAGAAUCCGCAAUUGAUUGGACCGGAAUUGUUUGUGGUUUUGGUUCAGAGGUUUGCGUCUGCGGAUAUGGUGAAGAAAGCUAUUGAGGUGCUCGACGAAAUGCCUAAUCUCGGUUUAGAACCGGAUGAGUAUGUAUUCGGGUGUCUGCUAGAUGCUUUGUGUAAGAACGGUAGUGUUAAGGAUGCUGCAAAGCUCUUCGAGGAUAUGAGAUUGCGUUUUCCUCCGAAUUUGAGAUAUUUUACUUCGUUGUUGUAUGGUUGGUGCAGCCAAGGGAAGAUGAUGGAAGCUAAACAUGUUCUGGUUCAGAUGAAGGAAGCUGGGUUUGAGCCUGACAUUGUUGAUUACACCAACUUGCUAAGUGGGUAUGCUAAUUCUGGUAAAAUAGCAGAUGCUUAUGAUCUUUUGAAAGAUAUGAGAAGAAGAGGUUUUGAACCGAAUGCAAACUGUUACACUGUUUUGAUCCAAGCAUUGUGUAAGGUGGAUAGAGUGGAGGAGGCAAUGAAGGUAUUUGCUGAGAUGGAGAGGUUUGAAUGUGAGGCUGAUGUUGUGACUUACACUGCAUUAGUUAAUGGGUUCUGCAUAUGUGGAAACGUUGAUAAGUGUUAUAUUGUGUUAGACGACAUGAUAAAGAAAGGGCUCAUCCCGUCCCAACUCACCUAUAUGCAUAUCAUGACGACUCAUGAGAAGAAAGAAAAAAUUGAAGAUUGUUUGGAGCUGAUGGAGAAGAUGAAGCAAAUAGGGUAUUAUCCUGAUCUUGGCAUUUACAAUAUCGUCAUCAGAUUGGCUUGUAAGCUAGGAGAAGUUAAGGAAGCUAUUCGAUUGUGGAACGAAAUGGAAACAAACGGUUUGAGACCUGGAGCAGAUACGUUUAUUAUUAUGAUCAAUGGUUUAACGAGCCAAGGUAUUUUACUCGAAGCCUCUGAUCACUUCAAAGAAAUGGUAACUCGAGGACUGUUCUCCGUUCCUCAAUACGUAACCUUGAAGUUAUUGCUAAAUACCCUUCUAAGAGACGAGAAGCUUGAAAUGGCGAAAGAUAUAUGGAGUUGCAUCACGAGUAAAGGGUCUUGCGAGCUGAAUGUAGCGUCUUGGACAAUAUGGAUACAUGCCUUGUUCUCAAAAGGUUAUGAAAAGGAGGCGUGUGCUUAUUGUCUUGAAAUGAUGGAGAUGGACUUCAUGCCGCAACCAGACACAUUUGGUAAACUUAUGAAGGGGUUAAAGAAACUGUAUAAUAGAGAAUUCGCUGUAGAGAUUACAGAGAAGGUGAGGAGUAUGGCAGUUGAGAGAAACAUGAGUUUUAAGAUGUAUAAGAGAAGAGGAGUGCAAGAUUUGACUAAGAAAGCUAAAUCCAAAAAAGAAGAUGGAGAAGGGAAGAAGAAAGAGAGGACUCAGUAAAAUACUCAUUUUGUUUUGUUGAGUCAUAGUACACUGUACAGUGCAUGUUGUUUUUUUAAACCUUGCAACUUGUAAGUGUCGGCAAAACGGCAAGAAGUCUGAUUGUUAGUUAAA
Messenger RNA from Capsella rubella, 2051 nucleotides. Its product is annotated as putative pentatricopeptide repeat-containing protein At5g65820. The coding region runs from base 33 to 1937 and encodes 634 amino acids. Gene Ontology annotation, molecular function: protein binding. NCBI's taxonomy places the organism in Eukaryota, Viridiplantae, Streptophyta, Magnoliopsida, Brassicales, Brassicaceae. The record is from RefSeq and is a predicted model, not a curated record. The transcript has a single exon.